Ricinus communis (castor bean) is the source of this 1710-nucleotide messenger RNA. RefSeq lists its product as uncharacterized. The transcript is spliced from 7 exons. NCBI's taxonomy places the organism in Eukaryota, Viridiplantae, Streptophyta, Magnoliopsida, Malpighiales, Euphorbiaceae. The coding region runs from base 303 to 1268 and encodes 321 amino acids. The record is from RefSeq and is a predicted model, not a curated record.
UUAGCAACAGAAAAUAGUGAUAGUUAUGUCAUAUAUAAUUAAUUAAACCACAUUAACCCAAGAACAAAAAAAAAAAAAGGCAGGAAAGACACUUUACUGUUCGUUUCACAUGAUUACAAUUACAAAAGGUUUCGAUGAAAAAAAAACUGAAGAACAACAACGCAACCUGUACCAUUUCUUCAUUCCCGGGAUCUAGGUUUUUUAUCUGCUAAAGUAAAGGAAGUUUUUGUUUUUAAUUGAAUUUAUUAGUUUGGAUUCAAUUGAGAGAAAAGGAGAAAUGGAGGGAUGAGGUGGAGUUGGAGAUGGCGAGAGGGGUAAAAUGGGGAUGCUCGUACAAAAGAACAACUCUAAUGGUUUGUUCUAUUAACAUUGUCGUUGCUCUUUACGUUCUUCGCUCUCUUUAUGCCUCACUCUACAUAUACUCUAAUCAUGAGUUUAAUAACGUUGCAAAGUACACACUAGAUCAGAUUAGUAAGAUGGAGGAAUCAAUUCGGAUUCGAAAAACUAAAGAACCUCUACAGCUUGUUCAAUUGGUAAAGGAGCUAAAGGAGGAGCUCAAGAGAGAUGAGAAGGUAGUUGAAUUGCCAGUGGAUGUUAAACAGAGAAUAACUGAUGAACUUUUGCUGCGGUUGAGGAGUUUAGAUGCUAAUGCGAAUAUUAAGGAGCAGCGAGAAGCUGUUGAAAGUUGGCGCAAAGAAAAACUGCAAGAAGUCAAACAAUUAACCUACGGAGCCGGGGGACUGAAUUCAACUAUUCUUCAAGAUGAAGCUGCAAUGCUAGUAAGAGCCUUGGAGUCUGACUGGGCUGUGCUGUCAGAGAACAUGGGCCUAUGGAUACCUACUGAAAUCAUUAACGAGGAGCAUGAUGAUAAGCCUGAGGGUGAAGAAGAGACUGAGGAAGAAAUUCUACCUGGCAGGCCAGUUCCACCUGAAUGCCAUGCUGAGCUUCAUACUGAUUAUGAUGGUGCUGCUGUCAGAUGGGGGCUUACCCACCAUAAAGAAAGUGCAGCUGACUGUUGUCAAGCUUGCUUAGACCAGGCAAAACAUGCAAAGCCAGGUGAAAAGAAAUGCAAUAUAUGGGUCUUUUGCCCAUCUGAGACAGGAUGCUAUUCACCAGAUAUCUAUCAACAUAAAAACCAGGAAUGCUGGCUAAAAUAUGCUGAAACACCAAGAUUGAAUUUCAAGGACAAGUAUUCUGAAUCAUAUAGAAACUCCCACCCAAAUGCACCACUGGUUGUUCCCUGGGUCUCUGGGGUUGUUAGCGCAUGAUUGGAUUUUACCAACCCAAAUGAUGGUUAAUGUUGAAGUAACUUGAGCUGCAAGGUCCACCAUCUGGAGGUUUUACAAAGAUGUGAAGCUGGCUGUACUGAUAUCUCUGAUUAGGCAUUGCUUACAUCUGGAUAUGGCGGAUUUUGAAAUCCAUUCGCCAUUUCUUUUCCUUUUCUCAUUAGGGUUCUGGGGAAAGAGAAUAGUUGAGGAUUUUUCAGAAGCAUUUUUGUAACAAUUGGUGUGGCAGUCUUGGCACUGGUGAUCCUAGAGUUGGGAAAAACCCGGUGCCUUGGCAAGGUCAUCACUUUUACAGUUAACAUGAAGGACUUUCAUUACGUAUUAGCAUGAGAAGAUCUAUUGGUCAUGCGAGGGAUGAGAUAAUUGAUUUCUUGUAAUGAAUUGAAAAUUUAUGAACAAUUAAGAACUGCACGUUGCAAAUUCA